GGCGGCUCCCGGAAGUGACGCUCAGCCGGGCUCGGGACCGGGGUCGCGCUCGGGACCGGGCCCGGUGUGGCCCCGCUCCACCAUGGAGGCCUGGGUGCGCUUCAGCGCCCAGAGCCAGGCCCGGGAGCGCCUCCUCAGGGCCGCCCAGUACGCCUGUGCCUUGGCUGGGGCCGCGCUGAUCCGCGCCGGGAACGGCUCCGGGGGCAGCUCCGGGACCCUGAGCCGCCUCCAGCACCUGGAGGCUCAUCUGAGCCUGGGCCGCAAGCUGCUGCGCUUGGGGGGCUCGGCCGAGGCCCUGGGGGGGGCUCAGCGCUCGCUGCAUCUACCCGACCCUGUCCUGCGCUUCUGCCUCACCCUGUCCCACCUGAACCGCGCCCUCUUCCUGGCCUGUGACAACGUCCUGUGGGCCGGGAAAACUGGGAUCCUGCCUGGCCUUGACACGGACAAGUGGAGCCAGAGGUCCUUCAGGUAUUACCUGUUUGCUUUGGUAGUGAACCUGAGCCGGGACGCCUACGAGAUCCAGGUGCUGCUGGAGCGCACAGAGGUGGCCAGGAAGCGCGGGAAGAGCCCAGAAAACAGGCCCCAGCUCCAGGCUGACGGCAGGAUCCAGCGUCUCCGGCUCCACCUGCAGCUCCAGCUGCAGCUCCUGCUCCAGGUGCUCCGGGACAACCCUCCACUACUGCUGGACCUGCUCCGGAAUGCCUGUGACCUGGUGAUCCCACUGGAAAAGCUGGGGCUGUGCCGGAGCAGUCCAGGAAUCGUGGCAUUCUGUGGCCUCACCUCCUCCGUGCUCUCCAUCCUCACCAUCCUCCAUCCCUGGCUCAAACUGAAGCCGUAAUUAUCCCAGGAACCUCCUUGGGAUGUUUGGGAAUCCUGGGGGCUUAUCCCAGAGGCUGUGACACCUCCGGAGCUGACUGGCUGAUUCCAUUCCCAUCAUUCCUGACUCCUUGGAGCCACAAGGUUCCAGCAUUGGAUACAACGUUGAAUCCCACAGCGACAUCAGCUCCCGAAAUGUGGUUCUUCCCAUUGACUUUUCCAGCAAUUUUAGAGGCUCAACAUUCCCCCUUUCUGUCUGGGAAGCACCUUUAACAUGGAGCCGACUAGCGGGGAAUAUUUGGGGCUGAAAAAUGUGGAUCGCUGGGGGCUUCUCACGGUUUUUGGGGUGGUGGGGUGGAUGUGAAGCCACGGCGUUGCGAUGGUUCCAGUGCCGGAUAGUGUAUCCAACUGCAAAUCGUUUGGACAAUUUUCCUGCCUUAGAAGAAAUCCGAGUGCAGGGAGAGGGGAAUGGGAAGAGUGGGUGUCAGGGAUAAAUCCAUGGCUUUGAGGGAAGAUUUCGGCAGGAAUUUGCCCUCCUGAACCCUCCCUGAAAGCCUGGGGGAAAGAAGUGACCGGACUGAGUUGCACCAAGCUGAAGGAUUACUCCCAGUAUUCCCAUAUGGAUUUUUCUCCGUCGGAGAACACGGAGGGGACUUGGCAUCCUGAGUGCUUCCCAGCAGAUCCACCUCCCUUCCUCUGCCCAGAACCACACAGAUCCACCUCGGCUGCACUUCCCUUCCCAGAUACCCUGUUCAGUGGCGUUUUUUGGGAUAAAUCAGAGUGUGGCUGGUUCUCUGUCGGGAUUCCCUGCACCCAGUAUUCCUGGCGCUGCUGCCUCACUGAAUUCCCUUUUUCCCUGGAUUCUGUGACACUGGAUUGUGUGGGGCCCCAGCCCAGCUCUGAUGUCUAUUACUAAGCCCUGGACUCAGGGACACACUGGGAGCUGGGAAUUAUUUAAUUCCAGAGGCAGAUUAUCCUUGUAUCUGUCCCUGGGAGAGCAGGAGUAUCCUCUUGAAGAUUUUUUGGGAGCUCCAUACCAAAACACCGUGCACUCCUGGGCCCAUCUGGGCUGUGCCAAAGGCUUCUUCCUGGGAAAACCAGGCAUUAAAGGCUUUGGAGCAGUGUAUAUCCCUGUGGGAAUUGGGAUGGGCGGGAAGUGUUCCAGGGGAUCCCACAGUGUCAGUGUAAUUAAUUAAUUAAUUUAAUUAUUAAAGUGCAGCAGCCUCCA
Corvus hawaiiensis (hawaiian crow) is the source of this 2044-nucleotide messenger RNA. RefSeq names its product peroxisomal biogenesis factor 11 beta (gene PEX11B). Gene Ontology annotation, biological process: peroxisome fission; regulation of peroxisome size. Bases 83 to 838 code for a protein of 251 amino acids. Gene Ontology annotation, cellular component: peroxisomal membrane. Lineage: Eukaryota; Metazoa; Chordata; Aves; Passeriformes; Corvidae. The record is from RefSeq and is a predicted model, not a curated record. The transcript is spliced from 4 exons.